UUGAGUCUCCUCCGUGGUGCCAUCCCCGGCUCCCAUCCCUCGGUGCCGUCCCGGUGUCCCCUACCGGGUCCCCGCAGGACACAGCUCCGAAGGGGCCGGUGCUCGGUGAAACCUGCGCGGGGAAGAUAAAAAACCCCAAAAUCGAGACAAAGCGAGCCGCAAACUGCGCAAAGACUCGGCUUCAGCUCGGCUUCAGCUCGAUUUCAGCUCGGCUUUAGCUCGGCUUUAUCUCGAUUUUUGCUCGGCUUUAGCUCGGGGUUUGCCAGCCCCGCGUUCCCCUGGCUCAGCAGUCAGGUGCCACCCUGCAGCAGCUCCUGCCGCAGGGAAUCUGGGGCCAGAUUGGGCGAAUUGGCUGGAAAAUCCCAUAAACCAGAGCGAGCUGGGAUUGUCCUGCAGCCGUGGAAGGGGUCAGCAAAACCACCAGGGCACUUCAGUGGGGACGGCAGUGACACAGCAGUGACACUUCAGUGGGGACAGCAGUGUUUGGGUGUUUAAUGACACACAAGUGGCUCUGGAUUAUUCAUCUCUGCCCAGGGUUCUCAUGAAUCUGGUUUUGUGCUCUAAUGAUUAACGGCAGCUCUGCUUUUCCUACAAUCCCAGCCUGGUUUGGGACCAUCCAGGGACACCUUCCACUGUCCCGGGGUGCUCCCAGCCCCGUCCAUCCUGUCCUGGAACAAUCCCGGUGUUUUUAUUCCAUGCACAUGUUUAGCUGCAGUCACCACCUCUGUAAUUACAGAUUUACACGUGAUUAAAAGUGUGGUGGAAUACCGGAACCAGUUUUUUAAAGACAGCAGAAGGAAAUGCUGUUAACUGCUGGUUUUGGGGAAAAGGAACAGAAACUUCUUCCAAAUUUGCUGCAGGACUUCCUCUUUCCCUCCUGGAAUUGUGCUGCAGCUGGAUUAUUUUGUAGGGACAUUGCAGAAGAAACUCAUGUGCCCAAAUGAAAAUGGCUUCAGGAACAAACACAAUGUUUUAAGGUUAUUAACAAAACCCAAAACACCAGUAAUUUUUCUUUGUCAUAGAACAUAAUUCUGUUUUCUCUCCAAAGGAAUUGAUUAUUUUAUCCAUGUUCUUGGACCACAGAUGGGUUGAUAAUUCUGAUAACUCUUCUUCUGCUUCCUUUGAAAACAGCAUUUAUAAUUACACGUUGAUUUCAUAGGAUUUCUCAUUUCAGAAAAUUGACAUUUCUUGCAUUGAGUUAUCAGUAAGUUUGUGUUGUAGCAGAAGAAUAAAUCUUGGUAUUUAAAGAGAAAAUUGGGGAUUUUUCAUAACCUUUUUGUCCCUGCCCUGUUUAGUAGUGGAGUUUUUUUUUUAACCUUGGUUGAAAGCAGGGAACACUUUGUUUAGAAUUACUGAAGUGCUUCAUUUUGCUAAGUCUUUAUAUUUCUUAAUGUUUUCACUUACUCUGGCUUUUUUUGAGGUGAAAUUAAAAUGCUCAGAGAGCAGUUCAGGUACAAAAUUUGAAUUGUUCUGUCAAUGAAUUAAAAAAAUCAAAAAACCAAAACAACUCCAAAACCCAGAGUGCAAAUACAUUUAAAAUACGUUCUUCCCGAAGAUAAAAAUGAAUAUAUUGGAUGUUGGUAAGGAAGGACCAGGCUGUGGUGAGAUGAGGAUGGAAUGAUCCUGUGGAGAUUUGUCCUCUGCUUGUCCUGAGGUUCAUCCCUGUGGGCACAGACUUAAACUGAGGGCUUGGGGAGGUGGGGGGGAAGUUAUUCUUUCGCUUUUCUGCCAGAAUUUUCUAGAAUGUCACUGGAAAAUCAAGUUUGCGAAAGCAUGCAGAGUGUGUGAUCAGAGCCUGCUCCAGCUGUGCUGCCCAUGCAGCUGUUCCAAUUUACAGUGAGCUUCCAUUAUUUAGGAAUAAAAGACAUGAAGUGGCCGCUGUGGGAUGGGUGACUUGAUUUCUCAAUUUUUCUAAGUAAAUUAUGGUCAGGACAUUGUAUCCUGAAUUCCUUAUUCCCGUUCUCUGGUGGGUUUGACUUCUGGAGACCAGAACUGAAAAUCCCAGUAUCUUGGCAUCCCAGAUGUUUAAGCCCACACAGCUGGUCCCCAGAUGCGAUGGGAUUUCUGCUCACAGCUUUUAAAGCUGUGUGGGACCAAUCCCAAACAUCCCGGCAGACCUGGGGUGAGAAGCUGGAGCUAUGAAAGAACCAAACUAGAACUGCAGCCUGGUGGGUUUGUACUGCGCUGCUCAGCAGGGCUGUCCAUCUGUCUGUCUGUCCCAGCAGGGCUGUCCGUCUGUCUGUCUGUCCCAGCAGUGCUGUCUGUCUGUCUGUCUGUCCCCAGGUCCCUGGUGGUGGUUCAUUUCUGGGCUCCCUGGGCUCCUCAGUGUGUGCAGAUGAACGAGGUGAUGGCGGCGCUGGCGCGGGAGCACAGCCAGGUCACCUUCGUGCAGCUGGAAGCUGAGGCUGUGCCUGAAGUGUCUGAAAAAUAUGGAAUUAGUUCUGUUCCAACGUUCUUGUUCUUUAAGAAUUCCCAGAAGGUGGACAGGCUGGACGGCGCGCACGCUCCGGAGCUGACGCAGAAGGUGCAGCGGCACGCGGCUGGGACUGCCCCCGUGCCCGGCCCUGCCAGCUCUGCCCAGGAGCAGCUCCAGGCCCGCCUCAGGAAGCUCAUCAAUGCUGCUCCCUGCAUGCUCUUCAUGAAGGGCUCUCCCAAAGAACCUCGCUGUGGCUUCAGCAAGCAGAUGGUGGAGAUCCUGAGCAGGCACGGCGUGGCCUUCAGCACCUUCGACGUUUUCUCGGAUGAAGAAGUGCGCCAGGGCCUCAAGAGCUUCUCCAAGUGGCCAACCUACCCCCAGCUCUACGUGGCUGGGGAGCUCAUCGGGGGGCUGGACAUCAUCAAGGAGCUGGAGGCGUCGGGAGAGCUGGACACGAUCUGCCCGAAGGGCCAGAAACUGGAGGAAAGGCUUAAAUCCUUGAUAAACAAAGCUCCUGUGAUGUUGUUUAUGAAAGGAAACAAACAGAUGGCAAAAUGUGGCUUCAGCAAGCAAAUCAUAGAAAUCAUGAAUAACACCGGGGUGGACUACGAGACCUUUGACAUCCUGGAGGACGAGGAGGUGCGCCAGGCUCUCAAGUCCUUCUCCAGCUGGCCCACGUACCCCCAGCUCUACGUGCGGGGGGAGCUGCUGGGGGGGCUGGACAUUGUCAAGGAGCUGCAGGAAAAUGGGGAAUUGCUGCCCGUGCUGAAGGGGGACAAUUGACGGGAGGGAAGGAAGAGGAAUCCCGGGAAUUGCAGCUGGAAAUUCUGCAACAACAGCUGGAGCCCGGGAGCGCCAGGGAGAGGAAAUAAAUCCAAAAAUUGCGUGU
Molecule: messenger RNA, 3305 nt
Organism: Cinclus cinclus
Lineage: Eukaryota; Metazoa; Chordata; Aves; Passeriformes; Cinclidae
Gene: GLRX3
Product: glutaredoxin 3
Exons: 10
Coding region: 2051-3199 (382 amino acids)
Source: RefSeq, a predicted model, not a curated record